Messenger RNA from Octodon degus (degu), 1002 nucleotides. It is a transcript of the gene Swsap1, whose product is annotated as SWIM-type zinc finger 7 associated protein 1. NCBI's taxonomy places the organism in Eukaryota, Metazoa, Chordata, Mammalia, Rodentia, Octodontidae. The record is from RefSeq and is a predicted model, not a curated record. The coding region runs from base 1 to 750 and encodes 249 amino acids. Gene Ontology annotation, cellular component: Shu complex. The transcript has 2 exons. Gene Ontology annotation, molecular function: single-stranded DNA binding. Gene Ontology annotation, biological process: double-strand break repair via homologous recombination.
AUGGCGGAGACGCUGAGGCGAGUGCUAAACCGGGGCAGCGCGGCCGGGACUGGGGAGAACACGGCUGAGUCCGGACCACCUUUGUUGCUGCUCGGGGCUCCAGGAUGUGGAAAAACAGCGCUGCUAUUUGCGGCGGCCUUGGAAGCGGCGGGGGAGGGUCGAGGUCCUGUCCUCUUCCUGACUCGGAGGCCUCUCCAAAGCCUGCCCCACGGUACUGCAAGAACGCUCGAACCUUUGCGUCUCCAGAAGAUUCACUUCCAGUACCCACCCUCAACGCAAGAGCUGCUCCGGUUCCUGUGCUCCGCCCAUGAGGCCACGGGCCCAGUGCCCUCCCUUCUGCUGCUCGACGGCCUGGAAGAGUACCUGACAGGAGAUCCAGGGUGCCAGGAGGCCGCCUACCUGGCCGCCUUGCUGCUGGAUACAGCUGCCCACUUCGGCCACCGAGCUGGCCCCAACCGGCAGUGUGGGCUCAUGGUGGCUCUGCAGACGCAGGAGGAAGCAGACGGCGGGGACACGCUGCAGCGGGCGCUGGUCCAGCGCUACUUCCCUGCUCAGUGCUGGCUACAGGCCUACGAAGCGGGCCUGGGAUGGCGUGGCUUCCAGGUCUUCCUGGAGCCAGGUGAGUCCGGGCCCAGGGCAGAGUGGCGAGUGACUUUCAGACCUGAUGGAGAGAUGACCGUCACUCCAGGGCCUAACCAGACAAGGGAGCCCAGCCUCCACACGAGUUCAGGUUCUAGGGGUCAGCUCUAAACUUUGCAGGGUGACAACCUCUCUCUACCUCAAUUUUCCCUGGGCUGGAAUAUUUCUCCCAGGGACAGCUGCAGAACCAAGACCUAAGGGACGCAGAGUGCUUUUCUCCUUAAAAGCUAGCAUUAUAGGAGUUGGGGAUGUAGCUCUGUGGAAAGUGCUUGCCUAGAACGUGUAAGGCCUUGGGUUACAUCCCCAGCACAACCAAAACUACACUAUUAUGUAUAUAUUAUGACCAGACAACUUUUUUAAAAA